AUGGGCGCUGCUUCUUCAACCUACUCAAGCUCCUUUUCUUGUCCAUCUUCUCAAAAGAAAUACGAUGUGUUUCUUAGUUUCAGAGGCGAGGACACUCGCAGAAGCUUCACCAGCCAUCUUCACACUGCUCUAUGCCUCAGAGGUAUCGAAACUUACAUAGAAUAUGAGCUCCCGAAAGGCGACGAUAUCUCCCAAUCACUCAUCCAGGCCAUUGAGGAUUCAACUAUAUCUGUGGUCAUCUUCUCUAAAAGCUAUGGUUCCUCAAAAUGGUGUUUGAAUGAACUCACCAAGAUCCUUGAGUUCAGUGAGAUCCAAGGACAGCUUGUUAUUCCUAUUUUCUAUGAAGUGGACCCAUCUCAUGUACCCAAUCAGAAGGGAACUUACCAGGACGCAUUUGCAAAACAGGAGAGAGAUUUGCAGCGCAAACCUGAGAAGGUCCAAAAAUGGAAACAUGUCCUUUUUGAAACUGCAAGUUUGGCUGGCUGGGACUCUCAAAGCUGUAGGUCAGUCUUCAUUCAUUCUUUAAAGCUGAGAUUCCAUUUAUUCUUGUGA
Molecule: messenger RNA, 552 nt
Organism: Prosopis cineraria
Lineage: Eukaryota; Viridiplantae; Streptophyta; Magnoliopsida; Fabales; Fabaceae
Product: disease resistance protein RPV1-like
Exons: 1
Coding region: 1-552 (183 amino acids)
Biological process (GO): signal transduction
Source: RefSeq, a predicted model, not a curated record